AGCAGACAUAAAGUCAGGAUACAUUGGCGAUGUGGAGAGUAUUAUUCUCUAAACUUGCUUUCGACUCCCAACAGGGUGUAACACGAGCAGUUAACGAAUGCUGGCCGAUGCGGGAAUCCCUAGAGAAGGGCGAAGUGUGUUCUAAAGUGGUGCAUAACAUGUCCUCCUCAGCUGACUUGUAGGUGAAUAUAUUCAGAUAUUAGCACACUAUCUGAAGAUGGCGUCAAACACGACACGGAUUAUCAAUAACAGCGGUGACCUUAUAAAUGAUUCUUCUUGGAGAGCUGUUGAUAGCGUUGCUUUUGACAUCCAGACAUAUUAUCUCUGGGUUAUUCUCGCUUUGGGAUUCCCCGGUAACUGUGCUACCAUCGUCACAGUCAUCAAAAUGUCCCCUGCAAGAUCUCUUACUGUCUACAUAGCACUAUUAGCAGUUGUUGAUAAUCUUGCAAUAGUCAAUAAACUACUUCUGAUCGUACUGCUGGAUCACAAGAUACACGUUGGACAACUGGGGUGUAAGGUUCUCGGGUACUUUGGAAAUUUUCUUACCACCUUUGCUAACUGGCUGCUUGUUGCAAUGUCCAUGGAGAGAUUUGCUGCUGUGUGGUUUCCUCUGAAAAUCGGCCAAAGUUGGACAUUUAAAAAAUCCAUUCUCGCAGUAGUGCUCUUAUCCCUACCUUUGUGUAUCUUGUUUCUUCAUCUGUUCUGGACAAUGAAGUUUCUUGUGGAAAAGGAAACUGGAACCUAUCAUUGCGAUAUCUAUAAGGAAUAUGAAUAUUUCAUGAUGCACAUUUGGUACUGGAUAAAUAUCUUGGUAUAUGCAUUUAUACCUUGCAUACUUCUUUUGCUCUUCAAUCUGCUGAUCAUAGCUGGAAUUGUGAAAUCAGAUAAAGAACAAAAAUAUUUGCAUGGUAACAAGAACACCAAUUCUGGUGUUGAUCGCCAUCGUCCAAUCACAAUUAUGUUAGUAACAGCAGCAGCUGUCCUGGUUGUUCUAACAACCCCUAGAUGUCUCAUGCUUAUUCUGACACCAUAUUGGAACCCUGAUCAUCAGAGUAUGGAGGGUGCUGUAAAGUACCUCUUGGAUACGUUGGCGUUUCUGUUAUGUGACUUAACUCAUGCCAUUAACUUCUAUGUGUAUUCCCUAAGUGCUAAACGAUUUCGAGGGCAGUUUAUUGAGCUGUGUUUGUGUCGACACCACAAAGCCACGCAGAAUCAUACUCUAGAUGUGAGUAUUCCAUGUCGAACAUCAGUGAGAAUAAGCAUGAAGACACUUAGCGGCGAGAAAACAAGCAUGUGAAGACAACCCUGUGUGUGGAUUUAAAUACGGGAACAAUCUUUUCUGUGUUCAUAUUUGUUGGAACCACUUGUUCCUUGUGACAGUUGUACUUUAAUAUAGACACAUAAAAUCCCACGAACAGAUUCCAACCUGUCUCGCAAUCUAUUCUUAAGCCUUUUCUUCUACAGACAUAUGUAUCAGCGCGAAUCUGAUCAGCUGCCAAAGUAAGGUUUAAUAAUUAGGGUGAUACAUAAUCCUACCCAUGUUAUACACCAUACUUUACAUUAUAUUAUAGGUAAGCGUUUCCAUUAUUUUGUAUUUCAGCAGAAAAAAACGAUUAAUUGAUAUGUCUUUUUUUAAAAAAUGAUUGCGAUUCGAUAAUACUAUUUCGAUGAAAUUCCUGGCGCAUGCAGCGUCCACAUGAAUAGACACGGGAACAUAAGGUACAAGUAAGAAUAGGAAAUUAUAGCGGACAUAAUUUUGGUCACUUAAGCAUGAAAUUGUCCUUCACAUGUCUACGAAUACGAGUUAGUGUUGACACACCUGGAAACAGUAUCAGGGCGAAUGUAGGAUUCCAUAAAAGGUUUAAAAAUGUCCCAAGGGAUGCAUAUUGCAGCGCCUCAGACGACGUGACAACUAUUAUCCCGUAAUUAUUUAAAUAUUCGAUGUGAAUAAAUAAAAUAAUACUAUAUAACAUUUAUGUCCAUUGUCCAUUGGAUAAGCAGUCUCACUCGGAUCAAAGACUCGGAAAGUUUAAUGGUCGCAACAAAAUAAUUGACUGAAUCUUCUCAGCACAAAGGUUCAUAUUAUAAAAGACUUAGUGCGUCAAGCCUUAUGAAGUUAUAGGUAUACCAGUCGGAGUGUAAUAUUUAAUAUAUUAUUAAAAUAGGAUGCCAAAAUAACAAGAAAACGUAUGGGUGAUAUCAAGUAUUUAAAUAAUAUAAUAAUUCUAUUAUAUCAAUUUAUUUUCUAGGCAGCAACUUCUGAUUGAUCGAGGGGUUAACUUUGAAUGGAAGAUAAUAUUUAAAAUGUCAAUGUAUGUAUGUUUAUGUUUUUGUAUUCAUAUUUUUUACAGGAAAAAACUCUCAGAAAACUAUUAGUUGUGAAAAGCCGUCAUGUUUAACCAUAAGGUUUUCAAAACGUUAUGUAAGGGUAAAUUAUGCAUAAAACGAUUGUAUUAGUCUAAUAUUUGUUUCAGAUGACAGGGUUUUAUUUCCAAACAACCUUUUAUAGAAAAUAUGUUUAACAUUGAAAUAGAUAAUGGAAAUAAUAAUCGUAAAAAUGACCACAACU
Messenger RNA from Haliotis rufescens (red abalone), 2569 nucleotides. Its product is annotated as probable G-protein coupled receptor 139. NCBI's taxonomy places the organism in Eukaryota, Metazoa, Mollusca, Gastropoda, Lepetellida, Haliotidae. Gene Ontology annotation, molecular function: G protein-coupled receptor activity. The transcript is spliced from 2 exons. The coding region runs from base 218 to 1297 and encodes 359 amino acids. Gene Ontology annotation, biological process: G protein-coupled receptor signaling pathway. Gene Ontology annotation, cellular component: membrane. The record is from RefSeq and is a predicted model, not a curated record.